GCGACUCGUCGAGGAAAUAUCUUCCGCCGUAGAGAACAUUUGUGGAGGGCUGCCAUUUUAGCGACCUUACGGCAGCACAAAUGAAUUAUGGGUGUCAACGUGGUCCAGCUCACCUCUAAAUCUCACCAUGAAAACAUCCUGGCCUCUCUGCAUCAGAUGAGGCUGCAAGGACAGUUUAGUGAUGUUACAGUCCAGGUAGACUACCAGGGAGACGUGCAGGAGUUUCAGGCCCACCAGGUGGUGCUUGCAGCCUCCAGUGGCUACUUCAAGAAGAUCCUUCUCUCUCAGGACGCAGCCCGAGACAAAUUAUCACUCUCAAAUAUGCACUCCAACAACUUCUCCAAGUUUUUGGAAUUUGUGUACACUGGUAAAGUUGAAGUUGCCAGAGAUAAGAUUGGUGAUGUUCAAGCAGCGGCACAGUUGUUGGACUGUGAGGAUCUUGCAGAGGUUUGUGGUGAGGCCAUGAGUGCGGGAAUUCUACAAAACCCAGCAAAGAAAUCGUCUGCAUCAAAGGUUGUAGAUAAAGAUGACUCACAAGGUGACAAGAAAGAAAAAAGGGCCAAUGGGAAAAAACAGCCUGAAAGCUUAUUUCAUAAGCGGCAGCUCUCCCCACGGAGCCCUGUGAAAGAAGUUAUAUCAAAAAGAGUAAAGAUAAAGGACACAAUAAAGGAUGAAAAAGGAGGACAGGUAAAGCAGAGGUUGGCUGGCCGUAAAGCCCUUCAGAGAAAUACUAAAAAAGAGGCUUUUAACAGUGAAAACCAAGUUACCACUGAAGACACAGAGGAGAAUGAGGACAGGACUGAAGGUGAUGCUCAGCCAGAGAAACAACCAGAGAAAGAAGCUGAGACUUCGGGAAUGAUAAUCUCUGAUGUGGAUGGCUGGGAAUGUGAGGACGAUGUGCAGAGUAAUGAUCCUGAAGACCCUCUGCUGUUAUCUGUGGGGGUGGAGGAGGAUGAGGAGGAGGAGGAGGAGGAAGAGGGACAGUCCAAGGAGAUGUCAAAAAGACCAUCCAAAGCCCAGUUCCAGUGUAACAAGUGCCAACGGACCUUCCACUACGAGAGAAGCUACUUGAAGCACAUCAGCACAUACCAUGGAAUGAAAGCCGAUGUUAUCUAUCGCUGUGAGACCUGCCUGCAGACCUUUGCUAACCGCAGCAACUUGAAAAUCCAUGAAAAGCAUGUCCACAGUAAUGAGAGGCUUUUUGCAUGUGACUCCUGCACAAAGACCUUCAAACGAAAGAAGGAUGUUGUCCGCCAUCAAAGACAGGUACAUGAACGUAACAAUCUGCGUCAUGUCUGCUCUGACUGUGGAAAGACACUCAGCUCCAAAACUGCUCUGUUGUUGCAUGGGAGGACACACACAGGCACAAAGCCCUUUGAGUGCACUGACUGUCAGGCCAGGUUUACCCAGAACUCUGCACUCAAGAUGCACCGCAGGACUCACACGGGAGAGAAGCCAUUUGCAUGUGAUGAGUGUGAGUCCCGGUUCACUCAGAAGCACAUGCUGGCCUAUCAUAAGAGAUCACACACGGGAGAAAAGCCUUUCAUGUGUGAGGCAUGUGGGAAAAGCUUUGCAUCUAAAGAAUACCUAAGGCACCAUUCGAACAUCCACACUGGGUCCAAGCCAUACAAGUGUGAACAGUGUGGUCGAGGCUUUGCUCAGAGGAAUUCUCUUCACCAGCAUUUAAAAAUACAUACAGGUGAGCGUCCGUACAGCUGUAAAGACUGUGAAAAACAGUUCACCCAGCUCAACGCCCUCCAGAGGCACCAGCGUAUUCACACAGGAGAGAAACCCUACAUGUGUGGCCUUUGUAACCGCACCUUUACAGACAAGUCCACCCUUCGCAGGCACACUAUGAUUCAUGACUCAGAUGCUCCCUGGAAGAACUACCUGGUGGUGCUGGAGGGAAAUGUGGAGGACAAGAAACCCAGAAGUCCUACUAAGGGAAAGACAGAAAAAGCAGGAGCAGGGGAGAAAAAGAGUUCAGCGAGAAAAAGUGGUGGUACUGCUGGUGCUGCCGGUAAAACCAACAAUGACUCCACUGUGGUUUCAGCUGAGCCAGUCACUCUCCCAUCUGAGUGGACCAGUCAUGGAGCCAUUGCUCUGGUCAGUCACGGUGCCCUCGGCGGGAUCACUGUCAUCCACACUGAAGUGCCACCUGGGACACAGAUCCAGCCCAUUAUGACCACUGACAGCACAGGGGCCAGUGUCAUUUCCUUAGAUGGUUCCACCAUCCCUGUCCCCUUCUCUAUACCUGUGUCUAUGGCUCAUCCUAGCCCCUUGUCCUCUGAAACCUCCUCCACCGUUUUGUCUGUACCUUCAGUUCUCUCAGUUCCUGUUUCUGAAAGCGCAUUGGCGUCAGUCUCGGAGAUCCAAACUGUUUCAGCGUCAUCUGUCCUGGAAGCUGCUGUUUCACAGACCAUUUUGGCUCCGGUUUCAGACACUAAGACCACUUCUGAGAUGGAUAUAUUACACCCUAAUAUUCAGACUGUGAUUGUCACUGACAAAGCUUGUGGAAAAGAACAAACAGCAGCUGUCCAAAGUGAUGGACAGCAAAGGACAGCAGAUAACUCUUUAGGUGAACCUAAAGAUCAAGAAGCUUUGUAGAAAAUGCAUCUAAAUAUUUCCAGCCCCUCACUUAAUGAUAUUUGUUGUAUAUACUUUGGAAUUAGCAAUGUCUGAAUUUGUGUUCUGACUGCAGUGUUUCAUCAUAAUCAUAAUCUAAAAUCCAGUGUUUCAUUAACAGUCACUUGGAUGUGAUGUUCAGUGUUUAUCACACCCUUUGGGAAACUCAAGGUAUGCAUUAAGAAUCACAAGUUUUAGUCACAAGCUUAUGAGAUAUAACUAAGGCGUAAUCAAGAUUAUUAUAAUUAAUGAUUGAAAUAAUAUUGUACAUGUCUCAUAAUGUACAGUGUGGAAUGCGGCAUAAAUCAUAUUGAAUACAAAUGAAAUUAAGUUGAUUGUUAGUUCAUUACAUAUAAUGGCAAACAUCACAUCAGGUUCAGUACAUUUUAGCCCUCAUGUUAAUAUCAGACACCUGUUCACCAUACAUCAUGUACUGCAGGAGUUACAACCUGGAUGAUUGUGGAGGAUCAUGGUCUGGGAACCUUGUCAGAAGUCCUUGGCAGCUGCAGAACAGCACUCCAGUGAAUCCUCAAGUAGCUUUCCAUACACCUUUUGGAAUGACAACACGCUUUUCACAACUCUUUUGAUUUAUUUUGGUCUGAAUGUAAAUGAAUUAUCUUAAAUCCUUCAAAAUUCUGGCACUUUACUCUCUUUGGAACAGUUUCCAUAUAACUACAGCUGUGUUUCAAAGUAUUUGUUAUGUUCAGCAGACACUCCAUAUUAUCCCGGAGGAUUUCUGAGUCUGCCUCCACUUACAGAACUUCUGGAAAGAAAAUAACCUCUAUAAAGUUUUUAAGUUUUAACCCAAUUAAAUGUAAUUAGACUGAAACUAAUUGGUAUCUUCUUUCCAAAUGUAGAUUUGUUUUAUUUAUUGUACCCAAUCGAAACAGUAUUAUUAAUGUGGAUGCUUGCAAAGAAGGUAUACAAAUAACAUUUUGAUCCGUCACUAAUGACAUGGGCAGGAGAAAGGAAAUGCGCACUAAACAAGAUGUAGACGUUGUAUAAGAACAGGACACAAUCAUGUCAAACCUAGGUCACAUUGUUCUCUGUCACAGGUCAUUGAUUAAAUUGAUUUCUGUAAUCUAUUGCCCCAGCAAACUUCACCCAUCAAAUCAAACAGCAUAAGGUUACAGUCAGACAGGGCAGUAGAUUAAAGUAAUAGAUCAAUAAAAGUAUACGAGUUUAAUUAUAUAUAAAUCCAAGCACAGUAUUAGCAACAUGCAUUUUAUUUAGUGGGCUUAUAAAUACAACUCACAAAAUACAGACUGUAAUACAUUUAUAUUAUUGUCUGUUUGUGAUUUAUACAUUAUUCU
Seriola dumerili (greater amberjack) is the source of this 3938-nucleotide messenger RNA. It is a transcript of the gene gzf1, whose product is annotated as GDNF inducible zinc finger protein 1. Lineage: Eukaryota; Metazoa; Chordata; Actinopteri; Carangiformes; Carangidae. The record is from RefSeq and is a predicted model, not a curated record. The coding region runs from base 88 to 2607 and encodes 839 amino acids. Gene Ontology annotation, molecular function: protein binding. Gene Ontology annotation, cellular component: nucleus. The transcript is spliced from 8 exons.